Molecule: messenger RNA, 2468 nt
Organism: Gracilinanus agilis (Agile Gracile Mouse Opossum)
Lineage: Eukaryota; Metazoa; Chordata; Mammalia; Didelphimorphia; Didelphidae
Gene: DPH7
Product: diphthamide biosynthesis 7
Exons: 9
Coding region: 36-1544 (502 amino acids)
Molecular function (GO): protein binding
Source: RefSeq, a predicted model, not a curated record
ACUUGCUUUCCUUUCUGGUCCUCAGAUCCUUCACCAUGACCUACCACUUGCACCUUCAGCGCCGCAGUCCGUUGUCAUCGAUCGAGACCGUUCAGGUGAUCGACACCGAAUACAGCGCAGACACUGUGGAGUGGUGCCCGCUGGAGGGCUGGAGGAACCUGCUGGCCUGUGGCACUUACCAGCUGCAGACGUUGGAGCCCAAGGUCCAGAAGCCCGAAACCACCUUCCAAGAGGAAAAGCCCAAGGCUGAUAAGCAGGAGGAGCAGCAGGGAAAGACUGGAGUAGUGAACACAGAUGAAGUUAUGGAACCUCAGGUCCGUAUGGGUCGUCUUUACCUGUAUAGUUUCAAUAAGGAUUCCACUGAUACCCCUGUUACUGAAGUCCAGAGGAAAGAUGGUGCUGCUAUUCUGGAUAUGAAAUGGUCCCCAGUUCUAGUUGAUGGCCAUGUUAUCCUGGGAUUGGCAGAUGCUACAGGAUGCAUAGAGCUGCUUAAAGUGGUGGAAUUAGAGAAGAACCAUUACAAAUUAAAGUCACUUCUUAAGAAGACACUGGGAAAACAAUGUAUUGCAUUGUCUCUAGACUGGUCAUCAGGACAAAGUACAAGGACCACUAAUCAACCCUUAAGUAUGAUUGGUAGUGAUUCCAAGGGACACCUCCACUUCUUUGCUGUGGAUGAAUUAAAAACUUCACUACGUCGUAUAUCAGAUUGGAAGGCCCAUGACUUUGAAGCCUGGAUUGCUGCCUUUGAUUACUGGCAAACAAAUGUAGUCUAUUCAGGUGGAGAUGAUGGGCUUCUCAAAGGCUGGGACACCAGAAGCAACUUGAAUAAACCUUUGUUUACCAGUAAGAGACAUUCAAUGGGUGUGUGCAGUAUUCAGAGCAAUCCCCAUAAGGAGAAUAUUCUGGCUACAGGAAGUUAUGAUGAGCACAUUCUCUUAUGGGAUACCCGUAACAUGAAACAGCCAUUUGAUGAUACUCAUAUAAAUGGAGGUGUAUGGAGACUAAAGUGGCAUCCUGUCUAUCAUCACCUACUUUUGGCUGCAUGCAUGCAUAAUGGUUUUAAGAUCCUCAACUGCCAGCAACCUUUAGAGGAGAGGAAGGAGGCAUCCUUUAUUCCUGUGUCCUAUAUGUCACAUGGGUCAUUGGCAUAUGGAGCUGACUGGUCCAGGCUCUGUCUAUACACUGAUAAACAAAUUCAGCAUCAGUCUGAAGAUCAGAGCAACAGAAAUGUUGAUAUUUCGGGGAAUAUGAAUAUACCACAUUCAUCAUCUGCAUCCUCUUUUGAUACAUUAGUUAGUGAAACUGGGAAAGAUUUAGCUGGAGAAGCCACAGUUUCUGAUGGGAUCAUGCUGGAGACAUCAGCCUUUUUGGUCCCACUGGACCAGGGGUUUGGCCAUCUGUCAUCUGGGUUUAAGGGGACAAUUCCUACAGAGGAAUAUAAAAAUAUAACAAAAACUGUUGUCAACCUUUUAGCCACUUGUUCCUUUUAUGAUCAUUCCCUUCACCUCUGGAAGUGGGAAACAAGGUCAAUUGAAACAAGUUAAUAUGAGCAGUUUUCAAAUUGAUUUUAAAAGGACAGACAUUUCCACAAAUGAAUCUGAAAAUACUGGGUUCUUCAUUGUGAGGGAAUUAUAUAAGAAUUUCCUUAUUCCUUAUGAUAUUCCAAAUCUGUUUAAUUUUUUUAAAUGAAAUUUCUCUAUGUAGUGCUCAGCCACUUUUGGAAUAGCCAGGUAUAGUUAUGAGAAAGCUUCUUUUAAUGAAUGUCUACUGCUAGGCUUAUUGCAAGUCUAUUGAUUUUUUUCAUUGAGUGUUGCCCUUAAACUUAGUGUUCUUGCUAUUCAGAGUUGGCUAGGUAUUUCUGCUUUGACAGGUAUUUCAUAUGGAUCUUAGCUUUCAGAGUUCAGAGUUCCUAGAAUUGGUCUUUUCCACCUUUGAUACCUGUCAAUUAUCAAGACAAAUUCUUUGCUAAGCCAUUUUUAUAGCAGAAGACAUGAAGUGGAAAUUGUAUAUAGCAGCACAAUAAGUUGCUGCUUGUGGCUGUGUGAGACUAAAUACCUGAUUCUGGAGAAAAAUGAGCAUUCUAGAAAUGUCUUUUACAAAGAACUCUUUUAAAAUGUAGCCUUAGGUAGUGAUGACUGAAAUGUCUGUAGGAGAUAAGAUAUGUCCAUUCCAGGUCCAUUUGCUCAAAUUGUAAAGUUCCUUUAAAAUGAAAUGUUUUCCUCAGAAAAAAUCUUAAAAAACAAAUAAAGUUUCACACUCACAUCAUUAUAGAUUCUGACCAGCUUCCAAGUUUGUUUUCUGGUGGGUAAGUAGAACUGGCAUUUUUACCUCCUCUUUUACUUGGGGGAGGUGGGAAGCAGAGAACAUUUUCCCAUUUCUUUGUACUCUCAGUAGAAGAAUGUCUCUGGUUAAAUAGACAAGCCAGAAUCUGUGGGUGCCAUGACUAAGAGUAUAUUAUAUUAAUCCUU